CAUAUAAACCACAAUCCACCUCUCUCUCUCUCUCUCUCUCUCUCUUUCUCUUUCUCUUUCAUUCUUAUAAGAGUUGAAAAUUAAAAACUACACACACACUCGUACAUAUAAACCCUGUUUGUCUACUGCAAAUUUCUACAAGCACAGACAUAGGAUUCUCCACUUUUCUGUGAGAUUUCGACCGACAUAUCUCAGGUAUUAAACCAAACAUUACUUGCAUACUGGAUGAUGAUACAAUUUGGUUCUCCAGAGCAUCUUAAGCAUUGAAUCAUGUGCCAGAUGAUUUUCUAUUAUUUAGCCUUAUUAGGAUCAUAACUUCUGAAUUGGUAUAUGAAGUUAUGUCCUCAUUUUCUCCUGUUGUGGCACUGCCAACUCAGUUCACUGCAAACACCACAGAGAACCAGCGACCACAACCUGAUAAACUUGCAUUGCUUAUAGAUAAAAGCAAAACCAUCAAGCAUCUCAGGCAAAUCCAUGCAUCCCUUAUCCGUCAUGGCUUGGAAAGCCAUCCAGUCUUGAAUUUCAAGAUCCAGCGCUCAUAUUCUUCACUAGGACAUGUUGAAGAUUCUGUGACACUCUUUAAUCGUACUCAGAGUCCUAAUGUUUUCUUUUACACUGCCUUAAUCCAUGGCCAUGCAAUAAAUGGUCUCCAUGAGCAAGCUCUUCUUUUUUAUGUGCGAAUGCUAAUUGAAAAUGUGGAACCUAAUGCAUUUACAUUAUCUUCUAUCCUGAAAGCUUGCACAUUGGAAGUUGGUAAAGCCCUCCAUUGCCAUGCUCAUAAGUUUGGGUUUGAAUCAGAUACUUAUGUUAGAACUGCACUUGUUGAUGUUUAUGCAAGAGGUGGAUAUAUAGUUUUAGCUCGAAGGCUUUUUGACACAAUGCUUGAGAGGAAUUUGGUUUCCUUGACAACAAUGAUUACUGGGUAUGCAAAGAAUGGCAAUAUUGAUGAGGCAAGAAUUUUGUUUGAUGGAAUGGAAAAGAGGGAUGUCGUGAGUUGGAACGUGAUCAUUGACGGGUAUGCUCAACAUGGAAGGCCAAAUGAGGCUUUGAUUCUCUUUAGGCAAAUGUUGAAGACGAGGGUGAAGCCUGAUGAAGCAACAAUGCUGGCAGUUCUUUCUGCAUGUGGUCAGGUGGGAGCAUUAGAAUCAGGCCAAUGGAUCCAUUCUUACCUUCGGUAUAGCGUGAAUUCAAUAAACACUCAAGUGGGCACAGCUCUGAUUGAUAUGUACAGCAAAUGUGGAAGUUUAGAGAAUGCUAGAAUGGUGUUUGAUGGGAUCGAGGACAAGGACGUUGUUGUGUACAAUGCUAUGAUUGGAGGAUAUGCUAUUCAUGGACUUACCCAAGAUGCUUUAAAGUUGUUUGAGGAAAUGUCUUGGCUAGGUGUCCGUCCUACAGACGUAACAUUCAUCGCUGUUUUGAGUGCUUGUGCACAUGGCGGAUUGGUCUCUGAAGGCUGGGCCCUUUUCAACGCAAUGAAAGAUGAAUAUGGCAUUCGGCCGAAAGUUGAGCAUUAUGGAUGCAUAGUGAAUCUUCUUGGUCGAGCUGGACAACUCGAAGAAGCAUAUGAGCUUGUUAAGAGCAGAGCCAUUGAUGCAGACCCUGUUUUAUGGGGAACAUUGCUUGGUGCGUGUACACUUCACAAGAACGUCUCAUUGGGAGAGAAGAUUGUGGAAUUCUUAGUCGGACGUGGUCUUGCAAAUUCAGGAACUUAUGUUCUUCUUUCUAAUAUAUAUGCUGCCACAGGAAACUGGGAUGGGGUGGCAAGAAUGAGGGCUAUGAUGAAACAGAGUGGGGUGCAGAAGGAGCCUGGCUGUAGCUCAGUUGAAGUGAAUAACGAAGUGCACGAAUUUCUCGCAGGUGAUAUGAAGCAUCCAAAAAGAAAAGAAAUCUAUGAGAUGCUAGAGAAGAUGAACGGGUGGCUUGACGAUCACGGGUACAUUUCACAGACGGAGGCAGUUUUACAUAACAUUGGAGAGGUUGACAAGAAGCGAACACUUGAGGUUCACAGUGAAAGGCUGGCCCUUGCAUUUGGGCUGAUCAGCACAAAACCAGGGACUACAAUCAAGAUUGUUAAAAACCUCCGGGUGUGUACAGAUUGUCAUGCUGUUAUUAAGCUGAUCUCCAGAAUUACGCGAAGAAAAAUAGUUAUGAGAGACCGCAACCGGUUUCACCAUUGCGUUGAUGGUUUGUGUUCUUGUGGUGAUUACUGGUGACCGUCGCCCCUAGCUUCUGUUGCUUAACAAGCCUGCUUGUUAAGAAUCAACAUGAACUGUACAUUUGUAGCUUCUACUUUGUUUGUAUAUGUUUUUAUGACUUAAACUAUAAUUAUGAACAUGAAAUGCUUAUACCGGAUAGUGGAUUCCCUGUA
Molecule: messenger RNA, 2368 nt
Organism: Sesamum indicum (sesame)
Lineage: Eukaryota; Viridiplantae; Streptophyta; Magnoliopsida; Lamiales; Pedaliaceae
Product: Tetratricopeptide repeat (TPR)-like superfamily protein
Biological process (GO): RNA modification
Molecular function (GO): zinc ion binding; protein binding; RNA binding
Source: RefSeq, a predicted model, not a curated record